AAUUCUUUAGACGGCGGAAAAGCUUCCGAGACUUUUACUCUUAUUACAUAACGAGGAUAAUACUAACAUGGAAGAGUUUUCGUCUCUCCAAAAUCUCCAGGCGCUCUCCGACUUGCUCUCAGUACCCGCUGAUGAAGAAAGCGACUCAGAAGAUUACAAGAAUGCAAAUCCAAAGGCAGAAAUGGGUCCUGGGCACAUUGGUGCUCAUUCAUCUGAUUCUAGGCAAGACAAGAAUUCAGUCAGUAGUACCUAUGUAAAAAACACCAAAGACAUCUGGGAUGUGGAGGAGGUGACUGAAGGAACACAUUUUAAUGACCUUGCAGAUCUACGUCCAGAGCCUGAGUAUGAGAUUAUCCUGAAGCAAAGUGUGGCUGCAGAGGACUUGUUUCUGGGCAUGAGCCGAAAGGAUCCAUCUUCCAUGUGCUGUGAAAGCAUGCUGGUGAGGGUGAAGCUACCAGAAACCCAUGUUUCUGAGCUUAUGCUGGAUGUUAAGGAGAGAUUUGUUGAUCUAAGAACACCAAAAUACAAGUUAGGCCUUCAUCUACCCCACUCAGUGCACAAUAGGGAAGGCAAAGCCCGAUUCAUUACAGAGAGAAAUGAACUGGAAAUCACACUUCCUAUGAAUAGACCACUGGACUCCAUCAACCUCCCCUGAAAAGAAGAAAUGUAGGAAUCAUGGGCUGCAAUUAAAGAAAAAGUACUGGAAAAGUAAACUUUCACAAACAAAAACAUUCAGCUAUACACCAAUUAGGUAUAACAUUAUGACCACCUACCUAGUAUUAGGUUACUCCCAAGAUCGGGCACCAAGAUGUAAGCAGCAGAUUCUUCAAGUCUUGUAUGUUGUGAGUGGGGCCUCCAUGGAUAGGACUUGUUUGUCCAGCACAUCCCACAGAUGCUCAAUUGGAUGGAGAUCUGAGGAAUUUGGAGGCCAAGUCAACACCCCAAACCAUUCCUGAACCAUUUUUGCUUUGUGGCAGGGCACAUGAUCCUGCUAAAAGAGGCCACAACCAGCAAGGAAUACUGUUUCCAUGAAAGGGUGUACAGGGUUUGCAGCAAUGCUUACGUAGGUGGUACGUUCAAAGUAACACCCACAUGGAUGAACAUUGCCCAAAGCAUCCCUCUGCCUCCACCAGCUUGCCUUAUUCCCAUUGUGCAAUCUAGUGCCAUGUUAUACCCAAGUAAGCGAUGCACCUGACCAUCCACGUGAUGUAAUAACGUGAUUCAUCAGACCAGACCACCUAUUUGCUUAUUGUUGGCACUUUCAGCGAUUGACUGAAUUCAUCAUGGGCACCCAUCUGAAGAGAUAAUCAUUGUUUUUUACUUCACCUGUCAGUGGUGAUAAUGUUAUGCCUGAUCUGUGUAUGAUGUAUUUUGAUCCACAAUAAUUUUUUUUAAACAUUGUUUGUUUAAAUAUAGUAAAUUUUUAUUUUUAUUUGAAUUUGCAAUCAGCAAACCAUAAAUUUGUCCAUUAUAUAAGUUUUUUUCUGAAGUAAUUUUUCUUCUGGGAUGAACUUGUUAGUACACUGCUACUCAGUGUGAUUACUCUCUGACAACACCACUUUUUAUUAAACAGCUUGUAAAAAUGAUUGUCUUCGGUUUCGGUAGCUUGAGCAACUGACCAACAAUAAACCAAAAAAAUCUA
Molecule: messenger RNA, 1642 nt
Organism: Silurus meridionalis
Lineage: Eukaryota; Metazoa; Chordata; Actinopteri; Siluriformes; Siluridae
Gene: dnaaf6
Product: dynein axonemal assembly factor 6
Exons: 6
Coding region: 68-655 (195 amino acids)
Biological process (GO): axonemal dynein complex assembly; flagellated sperm motility
Cellular component (GO): cytoplasm
Molecular function (GO): dynein intermediate chain binding; protein-folding chaperone binding
Source: RefSeq, a predicted model, not a curated record